GUGCGAAUCUUCGUAACCAAUUCAAGAUGGCGGCAAAGGCUGGCAAGAAGGGGAAGAAGAAGGGGACCACGAUGGCCCUGACUGAUUUCCUGUCUGAUGAGACAGGAACAGCUCAGGGUCCUGGUUCCAGUUAUGUACUUGCUAAUAAAAGUAUGGAUUGGGCGGCUGAAAUGGAGGAGCUAGAUAUUGACUCAGAACCCACAUAUGGUAUGCCUGCAGUGGACCGUGCCAAACUUCCAACAGCUCCAAAAGCCUCCCGCGGUCCAGAGGACCUUGCUAAAGUUCCAAAAGAUCCGCCAUUCACAGCAUUCAUAGGAAAUCUACCUUACGAGGCUACUGAGGAAAAAAUUACAGAUUUCUUCAGAAAAUUACCGGUGGUAAAUGUACGACUACCAGAAGAUAAUGGAAGAUUGAGAGGCUUUGGUUAUGUCCAGUUUGAAACUAGGGAAGCCCUCAUAGAUGCCCUGUCCAUGUCAGAAGAGUCAUUCGGCGGGCGUAAAGUGAGGAUUGACCUGGCAGGGGAAUCUCAAGGAGACAAUCGCAAAGGUGGUAGAAGAGAUGAUGGGCAGCCAGACAGAACAGAGGGAGACUGGAGAAGGUCCGAGGUCAGACAGGAGUCGUCUAAUUUCAGUGAUAGGGGACCUAGUAGGUAUGAUGAUAGAGGGCCAAGUCGGUAUGAAGAAAGAACUCCCAGUAAAUAUGAUGAUAGAGGUCCUAGUCGCUAUGACGACAGGCAGGACGACAGAGGUUCAGGGAGGUAUGGUGACAGGAGAGACGAUCGUGGGUUUGAUGAUCGCAGAGGUGAAGGAAGGUACGAUGAUCGUGGAGGAGGAUUCGGGCGAAGGGAUGACAGAGGGUAUGGUAGAGAUGACAGAGGAGGUUUUGGAGGAAGAGAUAGGUAUGACGAUAGGAGAGAUGACAGAUUCGGAGGUGGUGGUGGUGGAAGAGAUAGAUACAGUGACAGGAGAGAUGACAGAGGAGGUUUUGGUGGAAGAGACAGAUAUGACGAUAGGAGAGAUGACAGAUACGGAGGAGGUGGUGGUGGAAGGGACAGAUACGACGACAGGGAUGGAGGGAGGCGACAGUUUGGAGGAGGUUUCCGGAGAGAUGAUAGAGGUGAGGACAGAGGUUGGGAGAGAGGUGGAGGAGGUUUCCAUGGCGACAGAGAUAGGGGUGGUUUUGGUGGAGAUAGAGGCCAUGAUGAUAGGUAUGACAGACAAGACAGGCAGGAUCGGGAACCAGAGCCUCCAAAAGAACGGCCUCGUCUGCAUCUGCAGCCAAGGACAAAACCUGUUGAAAACACACAGGAUCCAAAACCAGUUGAGAACCAGCCAAGGCCUGAGAAACCAAAAGCUGCUUCAAUAUUUGGCAGCGCAAAACCAGUGGACACUGCACAGAGGGAACGAGAAAUCGAGGAGAAGUUGUUGAAGCAAAAGGUAGAAGCGACUCAGCCAAAAAGUUCUCUUGAGUCACGAGGAUAUGGCAGCUCACAUGGCUACGAAGAACCAAAGCAGAGAAGAUACGAUCAUGAUAAUAAAGAAAAUAGAAAUGUACCAAGUUCACGGCGACGCUCUAGUGAACGGUCAGAAGAAGGAGAUGGUCACAGGGAGAGACGGUCCAGUGGAAGCUCAAAAGGGAAAAAAGGCUCAUUGUCAUCUCAGAGUAGAUCUCGGCAAGACAGCGGGGAACAUUCGGCACACCCAGAGGUGUUUUCAGGUGGUGAAGAUGAUAAGUCACACAACGCUGUAUCUCCAGAACACAGAGAUGAAGGGGUGAAACUUGUGCCUGCACCCAUUCCUAAAGAAAAUAUCUGGGAGAAAAGAAAGUCAUCACAGACAACACAGUCUCCACCACAGAAAACAGAAGAGAAAAAGACUUCAGCACAGGAGAGUAGUCAGACUGAUUCCAGAAAUACCAGUAUUCAGCAGUCACCUCCAAACACUCGACAGAGAAACCAGUCAAAUAGGUCAAAUAGAACAUCAUCACAGUCUAGUACAGAUUCAACUCCAUCAAAAAGAGAGGGAAAGAAGGAAUUUGUCCCUGCCGAACCUCCCAAAGAAAAUCCAUGGAUGAAACGUAAACAAGAACGAGAGCAGCAACAACCCUCUGGUAAAAAAGAACCAGGUUCUGUGCCAGUAUCAACCCCACAAAGUGUUCCUAAUGCCUGGGCAGGUCGAGGUGGAGGGAGCGGAGAUAGAGGUAGAGGUCGGGGUGGCAGAGGUGGAAUUGGAAGGGGUCGUGGAGAACCUCCACGUCAAAAAGAGAAGAAGGAAAAACCCUUGCCUCAGUCUAUAGAUGAAAUGCCCAAGUUCGAAGAGAAGAAAGAUAAAGAUUUCAGUGAUAGCAACAAGUUUGCAGGCUUGAUAGAUGAUGAUGAGGGUGAUUAUGAUGAAGAAGAGUCAUAGCCAGAAACAUUUUAUACUAGACUAUUGUAAUUUUCAAAUUGAUGGAUAACUGCAUUUAUUGAAAUAGAUUUAAUUUAUUGUUAUAUUAUGUGCCUGUGAACAGUUUAUGUAAUGUGCUCAUAAAACCCUAGCGGCCAUUCUUUUUUAAAUGUUUUAUGAUUAGAAGGACAUGUUUGAUACUGGGCAGACCUGAAUUGUAGAUUUUGAUUUCCAUCUUUUGAAGAAAAGGGGAAUUUUGGCCUUCUAGGGAACUUUAUAUUCAAAGAAAGUAGUUUUUUGUUCCAUCUGUUUUGAAUAUCUGGGACAUUGCUAACUAGUUUUCUUUGAAAUUGUGGCUUGACAGUAAAUAGUUCCAUGUUCUGUUGAAUUCACAUUACGAGAUAACUGCAUUUGAAGAUAUUCAUCGUUUUUGUGCAAUUUUACUCCUUACCUCCUCACAAAGCAUUAUUUUGCUGAGCUUAGGAUCAUGUUUACAGGGAUUAUGUUGACAGGGAUCAUGUUUACAAGGAUCAUGUUGACAGGGAUCAUGUUGACAAGGAUCGUGUUGACAGGGAUCGUGUUUACAAGGAUCAUGUUGACAGGGAUCAUGUUUACAAGAAUCAUGUUGACAUGGAUCAUUUUGUACAGGUUGUAGUUAAUAUUGCUUAUCAUCUACCUGGUUGCAUAAUUUUAUAUGUAGAUGAUUAGGUCUGACUAUUUUUGCUGGAGGUAGGGAAGUUCAGUGAGUUGAGUUUUCAUUGACAUGUUGGUUAAAGAGUAUGAUGGAGUUUAAGCAGUGAUAAUUACUUGACAUAGUUUGCUGGUGACUUACUGUAAAAUUAGUAAAUUGGAACCUCCUUGGCAGCACUUAUGGUCGCUGGCUGAUUCUCUUACACAUCGUUACAGCCGGAUACUAAAUCUAUCUUGGUAUGUAGAAUCCAUCUGGCUUAUUUAAGGUUGGUGGUUCUACUCAAGUGCCAGUUUGUGCUUGAAAUAAUGCAUUUAGGGGCACCUGGGAUUUUCCUCCACCACCAAAGCUUGUAUAUGUCAGUGUGAUGUUAAACCCUACAAAACAAAAGUAAUCAGAGAGGGGAAUUCUCUUAAAGUACACAAUUUCAAUUUCACAGGUUCACUUUGGUAAAUGUUAGAAAAGCGAGCGCUUGUACCGCGGUUUUAAAAGCUGUUGAUCCAAUGCAGGCAGGUCAGUGUAUAGUUCAACACUAAAUUUUGCUACACUAAGAAAAAAGUAUAAAAUUCAUUUCUAAUGUCAUGUGAUAAACACUUAAUUAAUUGACUUGCCAUACAACAGUCUAAGCAACUGCCGAAAGGUCAAUAGUUUUGAAUGUUGACCAACAAGCCAUUCAGUAAGUGUGUACUAAAACAUUCUGUUUGUGCAAAGUCACAUAAAGAGAAAAACAUGUCUACUACACUCUCUCCCAUCAUUGUAUAUUACUUUUUUUUUUUUUGCUUUUGUUGUUUUUACUUGUUUGUUUUGUUUUGUUUUUUGCUCAGUAUUGUAUGCUUCAGUAAGGAAAAUUUGGUCAUGAAAGUAUUUGUACCUAAACUGCUUUAACAUUCUAUGACAGUUUCUGAAUUUUUUGCCUCGUUUUAUUGUAGGGCAGACUUUGAGUUCUUGACACGUUAUGCCAUAUAUCGGGUAAAGUGGGACUGUAUUACAGUAUUGUGGGAUUUUCUUCUGUAUUUGAAAUGUUUCCAUUAGUGCUAUUUAUGUGUUUAAUUGCUUGUUUAAAAUGUGUGCACAGGUGAAUUGUGGUAUCAAUAAACGAAAGCAUGGCCAACGAAUAUACCAAGCUGUAUUAAGAGUUAAAUAUUCUACUUUUUGAUUCAGUUUCUAAUGCAGACAUUUUAAUUUCACAAAAUGUUACAUGAUACAGUUUUUGAGAUUAUAGGAAAUCAAAAAAAGGUUUUUAGCCUUUAAGUUGACCCUUACCCAGCUAAAUUCCUUUAAUGAACUUGUCCAUCUUCCAAUUUAGACAGUACCAUUAACUGUUAAAAGGGAUGCUUACCAAAAAGAUACUGGCUGAAUAGCGAACAGUGCAGAUUAUGAUCAGACUGCCACAGAUGUGCAGGCUGAUCAUGAUCUACACUGGUCACAAAGGCAGAAUCAAUCGUGUCGAGCAUGGUAAGGGUUAAGUACUCCACCUUCCAGAGCACACAAAAAUUAUAACCCAUGAAGGAACGGUACUCUGAAGUACAAAAUAUGAUAAUUUUUUUACUAUGUUAGCCUUGUUGUUUAUUGGUGCUUGGUAUAAAAUGGUCUCAUUAUUAAUUCUUGUAUUAAUCCAUUUCUACUUUUGAUCGGACGACUUGUAUUUCACAUGUACAUAGUUCAUGUGUAAGCAUCAUUUUACAUAUAUUUUUAUUCUGAAAAUCAGCGGGAAUGUUUUAUGUGUACAUUAAUUGUAAAUAACUGGAGUUAGUUGAUACAUUUGAUGGGAUAAGUGCGUGUUUAUAUAUAGAUAAUCGUAGGAAUUGUUGUUGAUCAGAGAUGAUUUUUUCACUGUUAGUUAAAGACUGUCUUAAAGUAUUGUAGUGGCCUCCGUGGCUGGGUGGUUAGGGUCAUUGACUUCAGAUCUCUUGCACCUCACUGCUGCCAGUAUAAAACUUUGCUUUGGGUGUAGAAUUAUCCGUGUGAGGAAGCGGUCCAGCUGGUUUGCAGAACAUUAGUGGUGUGACCCAGGUGGCCACCCUUGCUUCAAACAAUACCUGGAGGGGCACCUGGGGGUUUUCCUCCAUCAUGAAGAACUGGAUUUGUUGGUGUAUGACCUAAAUUGUGUCAGUGUGACUCUAAACUUGAGCAACAAACAUAAGUAUAGUACAGUCUUUUGUCAGGGAAAAUUUAUUCUUUGAAUUACAUCUGUAAAUAUUUUGUCACUGAAGAAAAGAGUGUUUUCUUAUUGCAGUAAGGUAAAGGUAAUUUUUGAGACAUAAAUAACCAGUAUAUUUUUUUAUCAAAGGGGAAAGGAUGUGAUAUUUUAAUUUACUGCAAGGAUUACAUCAUUUAUUUGUGGUUUAAAUGGUUCUCUGAGAGAAGAUUAAAGCGUGUUGUGACUGUUUAUUUUUAGCAUGGACUUGGCAUUUUUCAUGUUCUUAAGGUAUUUCGUUGUACACGCCUAUAUCUCAGUUUGAAAAUUUGCAAAUCCUUAUUCAGAACAAAAUUGACGGAACUUCUGUUUUAAAAUAGAUUGCUUUCAUUUCAGGGGAUAAUGUUAGUGUGAUUUUUCUGCCUUUGUAACAUGUUGAUUUUGUAUCUUGUAAAUUUUUAACCAGACAUGAAAUGGUUACUUGAAUGGUUGACAUUUCAAAAUGUUACUUUGUAUGCGUAUGUGCACAAAAUUAAUUGUAUAGGUGAUAUAGUUCUGUGAAAUUGACUAUAUUUUAACUGCAGAUGUUCAUAGUCAUCAUAGUUUUGUUGAUUGUAUUACCAUGUUAAAUUUAUUUCACUCAUCCCGGCUCACUUGUACACUUUGUUAAUGCAUGAAUGAAUGUUUGCAAAUGAAAUUUUACGCUUCUGUUCAAAUUGUGGCAGAUUUAUUUAUUCAUUUCUACUGCUGCCUAAUUGUACAUAAUGAUAAAUAAAGAUUUAAUAGAGAUAA
Messenger RNA from Mercenaria mercenaria, 6001 nucleotides. Its product is annotated as eukaryotic translation initiation factor 4B-like. Gene Ontology annotation, molecular function: RNA binding. Lineage: Eukaryota; Metazoa; Mollusca; Bivalvia; Venerida; Veneridae. The transcript is spliced from 17 exons. The coding region runs from base 27 to 2405 and encodes 792 amino acids. The record is from RefSeq and is a predicted model, not a curated record.